Messenger RNA from Aureobasidium pullulans EXF-150, 634 nucleotides. RefSeq lists its product as uncharacterized. The record is from RefSeq and is a predicted model, not a curated record. Lineage: Eukaryota; Fungi; Ascomycota; Dothideomycetes; Dothideales; Saccotheciaceae. The transcript has 2 exons. The coding region runs from base 169 to 576 and encodes 135 amino acids.
UGCAUUAUUGUCUAAUACUCAAACAGCUCACCCAUGUAGUCUUUCUGUCGGUAGAGCCUGCUGUACGACUCCAACAAACCACAUCAGCAAAAGCCGUCUCACGGGUUGCAGCAGCACAAACAAAAGCAAACUGCUCAACCACACCUCAACGGCGCCUGUCAAACAAUCAUGUUCGAGACACGGCAUGCGGCAGACCGCUACCAUCUCCGCCUCCACCGCGCACGCUCAGUAAUCCUCACAAAUACCGAGUUGGUCGAAAUUCGCGCUGCCCAGCGCACCUUUGAGGGCGCAUAUAUACGAACUUCAUUGGGUCAAUUCUCAUUUGCUCUGGUGGUUCUGAAGAUUUUCACGGCAGAGUUCUAUAGUAUAGGGGCUUUGUUCGCAAUCUAUGGAGCUGGCGUGUUGGGAGUGAGCGCGUUUAGACGGAUGCAGGGGAACAGACAGUUCUUUUCUGAAGUUGGUGAGGAUGGGCUGAGGAGGAAGAGGUUUAGGACUAGUGGAAAUGUUGUGGUAGUUUUGACUGCAUUGAGUGUCGCGAGUUAUAUAUGUUUGCUGGUGCUCACUUUGAGACUGUAGAGUAGCAUCUACUUGUCGAGCGAUGGACAAGCAAAGUGGACUAUGAUUAAUGAACAAC